Molecule: messenger RNA, 414 nt
Organism: Aspergillus niger
Lineage: Eukaryota; Fungi; Ascomycota; Eurotiomycetes; Eurotiales; Aspergillaceae
Exons: 3
Coding region: 1-414 (137 amino acids)
Source: RefSeq, a predicted model, not a curated record
AUGACGUACCCCCCUUGUCCUCCGAUCCACAAUUCACGAUCAAAACACAUGAAGAAGCCCGGUUUCGGCGGCAGUAGCAGUACCUGCGUUGUCUGCGACUCGCACAAGCGAGGGGGAAGGAAAAGGGCUAAGCAAACUGUCAUUUUUGGGACUUGUGGGAGGGGCAUGAGGACCAGGUGGAUGGUGGCCGUUGGAGAUGAGGGUGACUGGGGGGGCCCCUGCUCGGGGCAUGCAAGAGUCGGAUUGGUGAGGUCGGUGUUAGUCGGAUAUACUAAUGAUUCAUGGGAUGGACGAUUCAUCCAACUACUGGGGAUGGCGAUGAGUCUGUGUACUGCAUGGAAUAAGCGACAAGUCAGCAGGCAGGUGAUGCUAUCAUCUGCGUUGGGGUCAGAGCCAUUAAGCAUGAAGGAAUAA